AUGAUUUCCUCACAUCAAGAAAAAGCUGGGUUCUUGUUGGUCACUGUCGAAGAAGAGAGCACCACCACCAGCAGUAGUUUUUCAUCUCGUGGUCGUGAUGGUCCUCCUUCAAACACUUUCCAUCAUCACCACUCUCCAACGAUCCAUAUUGAAGAACAUCAUUAUGAGAAUAAGCCUCUUCUUGUGGAUGAAUACAAACACCAUGUUCAUCAUGAUCUUCGCUCAUCAAAGAGCAUUCGGGUCGAAUUGACCACUCAUAAAACCAAUAAGAGACAAUACGCGGUUGAUGAUCAAGUUGCUUCAUCGCAUCAUCAUCACAAGCAUGCUACAACUUCAUCAGUGCCAAUAAUGAAAAUCCAUGUCCGUGAUGAGGAUCCAACCACAACCCGAGAAGCCUCAUCAUCAUCCGCAAGAGUAAGAUCCACUCUCGGAAAGAGAAAUCUAACGGAAUUUAAAGGGGACCAACACCAUGAGCAGCAUAAAGAUCAAGUGGAGGUGGUGGAUGAGAACCAUAGGGUUGAGAACUACGAUGAUGAUCAUACACCAUCAUCAUCAUCAUCGCCACGUAUUGCGUUUUAUGAAAUUUCUUCCUCUUCCCUUUGGCAAUCCAAUCUCAAUCAUCCAGAGGAGCAACCCAAUCACAAUGUGUUUGAGGGUGGACCACCACCUCACGAAAUAGCACAGCAUGAACAUGAGGAACAACCACCUAUUGCUCAACAAGAGAAUGUAUUUCAACAAGUCAUUUCUCAACAACAACCACACUUUUACCCACCACCAAUUGUGGUUGGAUAUGGAAAUAAUGGCACCUUGUACGUACAGAGCCAAAACACUGGAAGAUUCAUUCCAGCCAUUGUAUCACCCAAGAAAAAGAAACCAAAAACCAAACAUCCCAUCAAUGCCGAGCUUAUAAUCACGAAAACUAAUGUAGUAAGAAUUAGAAAGAAGAAAGGACAGACUGUUGUGAAUUGUGAUGUUUAUGUUGGGAAUCGAUGUUUUCAUGGUGGAUGGAGGUUACAAGAAUCCAAAUGGGCAAAUCCUUUUGAAAAACUUCCCAAACCUGAAAGCUUGGAAAAGUAUCGAGAGUACAUCCUGAGUCAACCCAAGUUGAAACAAGACUUGAUUGAAUUGAAGGGUAAAACUCUUGGAUGUUUUUGUGAGAGGCAUGAAAGACCCUGUCAUGCAGAUGUAUUGUGUGAAUUAGUUGAGGAACUCUAUCCCUAA
This is a messenger RNA of Naegleria fowleri, 1221 nucleotides long. RefSeq lists its product as uncharacterized. The coding region runs from base 1 to 1221 and encodes 406 amino acids. NCBI's taxonomy places the organism in Eukaryota, Heterolobosea, Eutetramitea, Acrasida, Naegleriidae. The transcript has a single exon. The record is from RefSeq and is a predicted model, not a curated record.